Ruditapes philippinarum (Manila clam) is the source of this 661-nucleotide messenger RNA. RefSeq names its product carotenoid-cleaving dioxygenase, mitochondrial-like. Gene Ontology annotation, biological process: retinal metabolic process; carotene catabolic process. The transcript is spliced from 5 exons. The coding region runs from base 40 to 657 and encodes 205 amino acids. Lineage: Eukaryota; Metazoa; Mollusca; Bivalvia; Venerida; Veneridae. The record is from RefSeq and is a predicted model, not a curated record. Gene Ontology annotation, molecular function: carotenoid dioxygenase activity; beta-carotene 15,15'-dioxygenase activity.
UUUUGACUAUCAUAGCACUCUUGUUUUUAUCAGCAGAAUAUGCACAAGCUUUUUCAAACAAUCAAAGAAGAACACGAGAAUCCUGUUGAGGGAAAGAUUACAGGAGAAAUUCCAGAAUGGGUUAACGGAAGUCUGUACAGAAAUGGACCUGGAAUGUACGAGGUUGGAGAAUACAAGUACAAUCAUUGGUUUGAUCCCCUGGCAAUGAUCACAAGGUUCCAUAUAGAAAACAAGAAGGUAACAUACCAAAAUCGCUUCCUUAAAAGUGAAUCAUACACCGAGAAUCUUGCUGCACAAAGAAUCGUUAUCUCUGGAUUCGGUACCCUACCAGUCCCUGACCCAUGUAAAAAUAUCUUUCAAAGAUUUUUGAGUCAUUUCGUCGUAGAUGAGAGGAAUGACAACACAAAUGUUAAUUUGUAUCCAUUAAAAGAUGAGUUAUAUGCUAGUACAGAGACACAGUUUAUUAGGAAAGUUGAUCCUGAAACCUUAGAGACACUAGAGAGAGUCAAUCUAAGAGACUAUGUAGCUGUUCACUCGGCUACAGCUCAUCCUCAUUAUGAUGCAGACGGAACUAUUCACAAUAUCGGAAACAGUUUCAAAGGAGGUCCCAAAAUUUGUAUCAUCAAAAUUCCUCCUAAAAAAGGUAUGUCUUGCUAAACGA